This is a messenger RNA of Closterium sp. NIES-65, 1911 nucleotides long. Lineage: Eukaryota; Viridiplantae; Streptophyta; Zygnematophyceae; Desmidiales; Closteriaceae. The record is from the annotation of a GenBank genome assembly.
AUGUGGCGCGAUUGCUACAAGCUCCCUGAUGGUUGGACCCCUGCUCAAGGCCAAGAGGGUAGAGGAGCAGGAGGAGGGAGAGGACGAGGCCGUGGAGGCCGGGGCGGUCGCGGUGGCGGAGCUGCAAACAUGAAGAGCGGAGACAACGACAAGGACCCGAGCGAGGAUCGAUACCCCGGUCUAUUCUACUUCGUGUCGACGCAAGCACCGUCUGGUCCAAAGAAGGAUGAAGGCUUUGAGGAGCCAGCAGCUGUGGGGAAGGUGACCCUACACCCCCUGGACUAUUGGGUGAUUUAUAGUGGCGCUACCUAUAGCAUGACACCUCGCCCGGACUUGUUCACCGAACUCGAGCCGUCACCGGUGAAGCAUGUCACAUCGGCUUUGGGGCAGCGAGCAGAGGUGAAAGGCAUGGGGAAGGCCAUGUUCAAGGGUGCUGAUGGGAAGAUGGUGGGCCUCAAGAACGUGCUUUGGGUGCCCAGCCUUGCUGCAAACCUGAUUUCCGUGCGGCGGUUGGCAAAGGCCGGCAUGGACACUAACUCGAAGGGAGCCAAGACCUACCCCGCAAGGCUUGGCGAUCGGGUUCUUUGGGACCUUCAUGAGGACAGGGAUGUCUACAACGAGAUGUGGCAGAUCCCAGUGGUCCCUAUGCCUAAGGAGAGGCAAGUGGCAGCAAGCGCCAGCACCAAAGGUGAAGCGGUUGGUAGCGGCGAUUGCGCGGACGGUCGCGCUAAGGAGAAGGAGUCCAAGAAGUGGAAUCUUGGAGGGACCAGCAAGCUCGGUGAUCAUGACAAGUGUGGUGCAGAAGCCAAGGAGCAGCACAAGGGUGAGGAGAACCCUGAGGCAGCAGCGGUGGAGGAGUACGGAGAGAGCAUGUGGGGCGCUAUUGCGAGCGCAGCAUUCUCCAAUCCGACUUCGGCUACAGGGGAGUGCGAUUGGCUUACCUUGCAUCGGCGAAUGGGGCAUGUGGCCCUGCCUAUCUUGCAGCAGCUAGUAAAGAAUGAGAUGGUUGCUGGCAUACGUCUGAAGGGGGAGCCCGAUGAGGUGCUUGGCUGCCCGACGUGCAUUCAAGCCAAGUUCACCUGGUUUCUGUUCCCUAGUUCGGAGGCAACGGCAAAGGCACCGCUUGAUGAGGUGGUGAUGGACGUGGUGGGCCCCCUGAAGCUUGGAGCUGCUGGAGCUGAGUAUUUUCUCACCAUUGUCGACGUCUACACCCGCAUGACUUGGGUGUAUGUGCUGGCCAAGAAGAGCGACGUGGCUGAAACGUUGAAGACGGAUUGGUUCCCGAUGGUGGAGCGGCAACAAGACCGUCUAGUCAAGUCAAUCCGCACCGAUCGAGGGGGAGAGUUCCUGCGCAAGGAGUUUGGGUUCUGGCUGAAGAAGAAUGGUAUUCGGCACUCCCUCACCAUUCCAUACUCCCCUGCAAUGAAUGGCAUCGCCGAGCGAGCGAACCGCACAAUCACGGAGGCGGCGCGCGGGUUGCUCAUUGAAGCCGGGCUACCCGACUAUUUCUGGCCUGAUGCAGUGCGGAGCGCGUGUGUGGCCAAGAACAGAGCCUUGACUCAUGUGGGAGCAGACAAAUGGGUGCCCUAUGUGGAGUGGCUAGGAAGGAAGCCAAAGGUGGAUAUGCUUCGGGCGGAGAAUGAGGCGAAGAUAUCCGUGCGGUUUGGGGAGGUGAAGAGUUCUGGUUCGGAGCAUGUGGAGCUGCCUUUGGAGCUGAGCAGCGGCAGCACAACCACGAGGCAAUCCUCCCUUGUGAAUGGGGGAGAGGAGGCCAAUGAUGCAGAGGAAGAAGAGGAGGAGGUGCAGCAAGUGAGCGAGCGUUGCACCGUCACUCCCUUCCCGUACCAUGAGUGCUCCAUGGAUUCGAGCCACACCGCAGCAACGCCAAGGCCUUCAAGUCCCUGCAGCUGA